This is a messenger RNA of Anthonomus grandis grandis, 381 nucleotides long. Its product is annotated as piggyBac transposable element-derived protein 2-like. NCBI's taxonomy places the organism in Eukaryota, Metazoa, Arthropoda, Insecta, Coleoptera, Curculionidae. The transcript has 2 exons. Bases 1 to 381 code for a protein of 126 amino acids. The record is from RefSeq and is a predicted model, not a curated record.
AUGAUUCCGUUCAAAGGUCGUAAUUCGCUGAAACAAUACGUAAAAAACAAACCUCACAAAUGCGGAAUAAAAAUGUUCGCCAGAGCAGGCAGCAGUGGAUUUGUAUAUGAUUUUGAGGUUUAUGUAGGAAAGGGUACUAUAAAAAAUGAAAGUACUCUGGGCAUCAGUGGGGAUAUUGUAGUGUGGCUGUCCAUAGGAACUGUGAGAGUUGCACGUAUGCCUGGCUGUGAGUUUAUAUCAGACAAAGAAUUAAAACUAAGAGGCCGAGGUUCAUUUGACUACAAAAUGGAUACCAAUCAAAAUAUAAUAGUCGCCAAAUGGUAUGAUAAUAAACCUGUGGAUGUUGCCUCAAAUUACAAGGGAAUCGAACCUCUGGAAUGA